Messenger RNA from Penicillium daleae, 657 nucleotides. RefSeq lists its product as uncharacterized. The coding region runs from base 1 to 657 and encodes 218 amino acids. NCBI's taxonomy places the organism in Eukaryota, Fungi, Ascomycota, Eurotiomycetes, Eurotiales, Aspergillaceae. The transcript is spliced from 2 exons. The record is from RefSeq and is a predicted model, not a curated record.
AUGUCAUCAAUCUCCUGGCCCACAUACUUCGCCGCCGAACGCACCACCUUCCAGCGCGACAUCCGCCUGAUAAUCGAAAUCCUCCAAUCCCCCGAAGACAGCAAAGAACGUAUGCACUUCUGCCACCGAAUCGCAGACCGCUCCUCCUUCCCGGGCUCAAUGACCACUCUCGUCGACGCUGUCAAAUCGGCGGAAUCGAGCAAAGAACAUCUCGCGCGGCGCCAUCUCACGGCGAACAUUAACUGUCUAACGCACAUGUUCGUCGAUAACCCGAAGGAAGGGCGGAGUAGAUGUUUUCGGUCGCGGUUGAUUACUAUUUUGGAUUAUUGCAGAAGACUUUGCGAGCAAUUGAGGGAUACUAAGGAUGGCCGGCGUGCGGAGAGGGUUGCGGAUGCGUUGGGGUUGGUUGUUUGGCAGAUUGGCAGGUUGACGCUUGAUGGGGAUGUUGAGGGCGAUGAAGAGGCGAGGAGGGUGGAGAGGGAUGUGAAGGAAAAAGAGCGCGAGUUUAAGCGUCAGGGUAAACGGAAGGAGUUGGUUGAGGAGAAGGGGUUGUGGAUGGUUUGGAAUGCGUUGCAGUUUCAGGGCCUUGGGAAGGGGGGCUGUUCAUGCAAGCCUUGCACAGAGCUUGAGUCUAAAGGCAAGGUACGAAGGGGUUGA